AUGGGCAAGACGAUCAUCACGAAAUACAUGACCAGGCGGCCGAAGCCAGCGAAGCCUCAACUGCAGUUGAACAAGAUGAAGAAGCUCGAAACAAAGAAGACUCUCUGGGCCGAAGAAACGUCUCGCCAGCUGAAGGAGGCCAAGCGCCUCGCAGAAAGCCUGCAACUGGAGCGUCCGAGAGUGUCAGAGUUCGAUCUCAAGACCAUGUCAUUCGUCGGAGACCUGAGGAGCGAAGUCACCCAGCUAGAAUAA
Molecule: messenger RNA, 252 nt
Organism: Colletotrichum phormii
Lineage: Eukaryota; Fungi; Ascomycota; Sordariomycetes; Glomerellales; Glomerellaceae
Exons: 2
Coding region: 1-252 (83 amino acids)
Source: RefSeq, a predicted model, not a curated record